Tupaia belangeri chinensis (Chinese tree shrew) is the source of this 934-nucleotide messenger RNA. RefSeq names its product GPN-loop GTPase 3. The transcript is spliced from 2 exons. Bases 1 to 915 code for a protein of 304 amino acids. Gene Ontology annotation, molecular function: GTPase activity. The record is from RefSeq and is a predicted model, not a curated record. NCBI's taxonomy places the organism in Eukaryota, Metazoa, Chordata, Mammalia, Scandentia, Tupaiidae.
AUGAAGGCAAGGAAAACAACUGUGGAUACCAAAGAGAGUGUGCGAGGAGGCUGGGAAGUGGGGGAGGGUUACACGCAGCUGAUCAUGGGCCCCACAGGCAGCGGGAAGAGCACCUACUGUGCCACCAUGGUUCAGCACUGUGAAGCCCUCAAUCGGUCUGUCCAAGUCGUAAACCUAGAUCCAGCAGCAGAAUACUUCAACUACUUGGUAAUGGCUGACAUCUGGGAACUGAACAAGGUAGACGAUGUGAUGGAGGAUGAUUCUUUGCGGUUUGAUCCCAAUGGAGAGUUGGUAUUUUGCAUGGAGUGUUUUGCCAAUAAUUUUGACUGGCUAGAGAACUGUCUGGGUCACGAAGAGGAUGACUACAUCCUUUUCGACUGUCCAGGUCAGAUUGAGUUGUACACUCACCUUCCUGUGAUGAAACAGUUGGUCCAGCAGCUAGAACAGUGGGAGUUCCGAGUCUGUGGAGUGUUUCUUGUUGAUUCUCAGUUCAUGGUGGAGUCAUUCAAGUUCAUUUCUGGCAUCUUGGCAGCCCUGGGUGCCAUGAUCUCUCUAGAAAUUCCACAAGUUAACAUCAUGACAAAAAUGGAUCUGCUGAGUAAGAAAGCCAAAAAGGAAAUUGAGAAAUUUCUAGAUCCAGAUAUGUAUUCUUUGUUAGAAGAUUCUACAAGUGACUUAAGAAGCAAAAAAUUGAAAAAAUUGACUAAAGCUGUAUGUGGACUGAUUGAUGACUACAGCAUGGUUCGCUUCUUACCUUAUGAUCAGUCAGAUGAAGAAAGCAUGAACAUUAUGCUACAGCACAUCGAUUUCGCCAUUCAGUACGGAGAAGACUUGGAGUUCAAAGAACCAAAGGAACAUGAAGAGGAGUCUUCCUCUAUGUUUGAUGAAUAUUUUCAAGAACACCAGAAUGAAUGAAGAGUUUGCCAAAAACUAA